Messenger RNA from Saccoglossus kowalevskii, 1720 nucleotides. RefSeq names its product stromelysin-3-like. Gene Ontology annotation, molecular function: zinc ion binding; metalloendopeptidase activity. Gene Ontology annotation, cellular component: extracellular matrix. The record is from RefSeq and is a predicted model, not a curated record. NCBI's taxonomy places the organism in Eukaryota, Metazoa, Hemichordata, Enteropneusta, Harrimaniidae. Gene Ontology annotation, biological process: proteolysis; collagen catabolic process; extracellular matrix organization.
AUGGAAACACCGUGCUGGUCAUGGUCGGUUAUACUUGCAAUAUUAUUUACCGUUUUUAUUAGUGGUUUUGGAUUCCCAACUGAAAUCCCACCAGCUCCGAUGCAAUCGAUCAGCGAUAUACGGGACAUAGGAAGUGCAAUGGAAUUUUUAGAUCACUAUGGUUAUCUGAAUACGCAUUUAAAUGGACUUAUGGGAGAAGAUACGAUACGAGCAAGUAUACGCGAAUUCCAGAGAUUUUCUCAUUUAACUGAAACUGGUGCAAUGGACGAAGCUACUGUUGAAAUGAUGAACUCCCCACGCUGCGGACUGCCAGACGUGGACAGCACUACCAGCGGUGGGAGACAAAAACGUUACUAUGCUCAUUCUCAGUGGGAUAAAACUGACCUGACAUACGAUAUCAUCCAAUACACACCGGACCUACCUCAAAGUAAAGUGGACAGCGAAAUUGCCAAAGCUUUCAAGCUUUGGUCAGACGUGACGGCACUGACAUUCUCUCGUGUCCAUGGUGACGAUACCGCCGAUAUCAAGAUUUCAUUUCCCGCCCCGUUUAUUCCACACGAAGAUGGCUAUUGGAAAACCACAUUUGAUGGACCCGGCAAAGUCUUGGCGCAUGCGUUCUUUCCAUCAAAUUACGGAGACAUAAAAGGUGAUGCACAUUUUGAUGAUGGCGAAAAUUGGACAGCUGACACAUAUGAAGGUACUAAUUUGUGGUUGGUUGCUGCUCACGAGUUCGGUCACAGCCUCGGCCUCGCGCACUCAGAUGUGAUUGGCUCCCUCAUGUAUCCUUAUUAUUCUGGAUAUAAACCCAAUUUUCAGCUGACCUCCGAUGACAUCGCCGGCAUGCAGUCUUUAUAUGGUGCGAAAGUUCCCGAACCCGACAUCACCACAACAGCACCAAAACCCGAUCCAAAUCUGAACCCAGGUCCCAGAUUGUGUCCUGAUAAUGUCGAUGCCAUCACAGCAACAAAAGACGGACACACAUAUGCGUUUCAAGGUGACUAUUUUUGGCGUCUUCAGGACAAAAACGUAGAACAAGGAUACCCUAAGCGGAUCAGUGAUUACUGGUCAGGUCUUGAUGGAGAUUUCGACGCCGUAUUUACCUCGUCUAACCCGUGGUUUUGGGGAAGCAAAGGACUCACUGGAAAAACGUGGUUCUUUAAAGAUAGCCGUGUAUGGCGCUUUCAGAAUAUGGUCAUGGACCCGGGUUACCCAAGGCUAAUCAACGACGAAUUCAGGGGCUUGCCUACACACAUUGAUGCAGUAUUCGAAUACUAUGGCAACGGACAGACAUAUUUCUUCAAAGAUGGGUAUUUCUAUAUGUUAAACUGGAGAAUGGAAGUAGUGGGUCCAUUUUACAUGACAACAUGGCGAGGAAUUCCCGAUAAUAUCGACGCCGUUUAUCAAGAAAGCGACCAAUACGUGUAUUUCUUCAAGGACAACCUGUAUUACAAGUUCGAACACGACAUCUUCCAGACACUUGCCGGUUAUCCCCGCUCCUCGUCUGCCGAUUGGUUUCUCUGUAACGUCUAGAAAAAAUUGGACCAAAUUGAUGGGCAGAUUGAGAAAUAUCUUUGUUCUCAGCCACAUCUUAACUACUGCCGAAAUUAAAAAGUUUUCUAAAGUGCGCUGGUCGUACUUGUGGUAUACCCAAGAGUUAUUAUUAUUUUCUUUGAAUUAGAUUCGCAAAUUAUCACAAACUAAAAUUAUGAUCGUUGGAAAU